UUCAGCCCAUGAAAUAAACAAGGGGCAUCCAAAUCUCUCUGCAACGCCCCCGGGACAUGCAUCGUCCCCUGGACUCUCUCAAACCCCUUAUCCCUCUGGACAGAAUGCAGGUCCAACCACAUUGGUAUAUCCUCAAGCCCCUCAAACAAUGAAUUCACAACCUCAGACCCGUUCUCCGCCCAGCAGAACAGUGCCAAUACAUUGCACAGACAACUGGAAGAGGAGGAAGGUUUUGGAACAGACUCCCGUUUACAGGUCCUUGGCUGGAAGAGGCUGGAUAAAAUACUGCAUUUUUGCAGCGGGGCCUCGACCUGCCCAUCACCAGUUUUUCCAGAGGCCUCAAAUACAGCCUCCUAGAGCCACCAUCCCGAACAGCAGUCCUUCCAUUCGUCCUGGUGCACAGACACCCACCGCAGUGUACCAGGCCAAUCAGCACAUCAUGAUGGUCAACCAUCUGCCCAUGCCAUAUCCAGUGCCCCAGGGUCCUCAGUACUGUAUACCACAGUACCGUCAUAGUGGACCUCCUUAUGUUGGGCCCCCUCAACAGUAUCCAGUUCAACCACCGGGGCCGGGUCCUUUUUAUCCUGGGCCAGGACCUGGGGACUUCCCCAACGCUUAUGGAACGCCUUUUUACCCAAGUCAGCCAGUGUAUCAGUCAGCACCUAUCAUAGUGCCUACACAGCAACAGCCCCCUCCAGCCAAGAGAGAGAAAAAAACUAUAAGAAUUCGAGAUCCAAACCAGGGAGGUAAAGAUAUAACAGAGGAAAUUAUGUCUGGAGGUGGCAGCAGGAAUCCCACUCCACCCAUAGGGAGACCCACGUCCACACCUACUCCUCCUCAGCAGCUGCCCAGCCAGGUCCCUGAGCACAGCCCUGUGGUUUAUGGGACUGUGGAGAGCGCUCAUCUUGCUGCCAGCACCCCUGUUACUGCACCUAGCGACCAGAAGCAAGAAGAGAAAACCAAACGAGAUCCAGUGUUAAAGACUACUUCUCCAGUCCUUAGGCUAGUCCUUAGUGGAGAGAAGAAUGAACAAGCAGGAAAGACACCUGAGACCGCUACAGUAGAGUCCACAUUAGAGAUUCCUCUGCCUCCAUCACCUCCCACUGUUUCUCCAGAUGGUCGAAGUUCAGUUGCUUCCCCUGACUCUGCUACUCUCAGUAGCCAACUCAUAUUCACUAGUCCUGUAGAUGACAGAUGUGAACUCUCUUCCUUGAAAGAAGAUACAAUUCCUCUACCCAGCACCACAUCUUGCACAGCAACAUCAGACCACUCACCAUCAGUAGAAAUUAAGGAUGAUAUAUGUAAGAAAACCUGUACCGUAGCAACUAAUGAUAUUCCACUGAUUUCUAGUACUAACCUAAUUAAUGAAAUGAAUGGAAUUAGUGAAAAAUUACCAACCACAGAAAGCAUUGUAGAAAUGGUGAAACAGGAAGUGUUGCCAUUGACUCUUGAGUUGGAGAUUCUGGAAAAUCCCCCAGAAGAAAUGAAAAUGGAGUGUAUCACUGCUGCCAUCACCCCUCCUAUAGUUGCUUCCUUUUCUCCAGCUCCUCCAACUCCUCCAGCUUCUCCUCCCACUGCAGUCCUUGUUUCUGCUGCCGCCACAACUGGUGCUGCUUCAGGUACCCCCACUGCAGUCCAGAGAAUCUUAGAAGAAGAGGAAGAAGAAGAGGAGGAGGAGAGCAUAAGAACUUGCCUUGGUGAAGAUACAAAAGAGAUUCCAAGCAAAUUAGAGGUAGAAGCAGAUGGGCAAACAGAAGAGAUUGUGGAUUCUCUGAAUUUGAAUUCAAGAAAGAGCCCUGUCCCAGUGCAAACAGUUAUUAAUGCACCAAAGAUGUGGAAGAAACCAAAAGACCAUAACCGAACCACUGAAGAGGUGUUGGAGGCAGAAUUGGAGCCUAAAGCAGAAGAGGAGCUUUCAAUUGACAGAGCACUUGAAUCUGAACAAGAUAAAAUGAGCCAAGGGUUUCAUCUUGAGAGGGACCCCUCUGAUCUAAAAAGAGUGAAAGCUAUGGAAGAAAAUGGAGAAGAAUCUGAGCCCGUACGUAAUGGUGCUGAGAAUGUUUCUGAGGGUGAAGGAAUAGAUGCUAAUCCAAGCUCUGUCGAUAAUAAUCCAGGCUCUGCCGAUGGGGUCACAUUCCCAUUUAAGCCAGAAUCCUGGAAGCCUACUGAUAAUGAAGGCAAGAAGCAGUAUGACAGAGAGUUUCUACUAGACUUUCAGUUUAUGCCAGCCUGUAUACAAAAACCAGAGGGCCUGCCUCCCAUCAGUGAUGUGGUUCUUGAUAAGAUCAACCAACCCAAAUUGCCAAUGCGAACUUUGGAUCCUCGGAUUUUGCCUCGGGGACCAGACUUCACUCCAGCCUUUGCAGAUUUUGGAAGGCAGACACCUGGUGGAAGAGGUGUGCCUAUUUGCAAAGUGCAGAGCAGGCAUGGAUUGCCAAUUCUGGAACAGAGCAAAGCCCCAAGUUGCACUCCACUGGCGAUGUCUCACCCACCCCUGAAGGGCCUGCCUCUAGGGGUGCAUUGCCACUACACCUGCAGUGGCAGGCUCUUCAGCGGAGGAAGUGGCAUCACCAGUGGAGUUAUGCUGGGGCACUGCACUGUGCAGGAUUCAGCAGGCUCUGCCUACUCCAUGCUUUGUAGAUUUGUAGAAAAUACAGGAUUUGUUUUUCUGGGUAAAUUCCUAGCCAUGGAUUUGGAACAUCUUUUGGAACUUUUUAGAAAAGUUCGAAGUAUCUUAAAUAAAUUGACACCACAAAUGUUCAACCAACUGAUGAAGCAAGUAUCAGGACUUACUGUGGACACUGAGGAGCGGCUGAAAGGAGUCAUUGACCUGGUCUUUGAGAAGGCUAUUGAUGAACCCAGUUUCUCCGUGGCUUACGCAAACAUGUGUCGAUGUUUAGUAACGCUAAAAGUACCCAUGGCAGACAAGCCUGGUAACACAGUGAAUUUCCGGAAGCUGCUACUAAACCGCUGCCAGAAGGAAUUUGAAAAAGAUAAAGCAGAUGAUGAUGUCUUUGAGAAGAAGCAGAAAGAACUUGAGGCUGCCAGUGCUCCAGAGGAGAGGACAAGGCUUCAUGAUGAACUGGAGGAAGCCAAGGACAAAGCCCGGCGGAGAUCCAUUGGGAACAUCAAGUUUAUUGGAGAACUCUUUAAACUCAAAAUGCUGACUGAAGCCAUCAUGCAUGACUGUGUGGUGAAGCUGCUAAAGAACCACGAUGAAGAAUCUUUGGAGUGCCUGUGUCGCUUGCUCACCACUAUCGGCAAAGACCUGGACUUCGAGAAAGCAAAGCCUCGGAUGGACCAGUACUUUAAUCAGAUGGAGAAAAUUGUGAAAGAAAGAAAAACCUCAUCUAGGAUUCGAUUCAUGCUUCAAGAUGUGAUUGACCUCAGGCUGUGUAAUUGGAUAUCUCGAAGGGCAGAUCAGGGCCCCAAAACUAUUGAACAGAUUCACAAAGAAGCCAAAAUAGAAGAACAAGAAGAACAAAGGAAGGUCCAACAGCUCAUGACCAAAGAGAAGAGAAGACCAGGUGUUCAGAGAGUGGAGGAAGGUGGAUGGAACACCGUGCAAGGGGCCAAGAACAGUCGGGUACUGGACCCCUCCAAAUUCCUCAAAAUUACUAAGCCCACAAUUGAUGAGAAAAUUCAGCUGGUACCUAAAGCACAGUUGGGAAGCUGGGGAAAAGGCAGCAGUGGUGGAGCGAAAGCAAGCGAAACUGAUGCCUUACGGUCAGGAGCUUCCAGUUUAAAUAGAUUCUCUGCUCUUCAACCUCCAGCACCAUCAGGGUCCCCAUCGGCAACACCUUUGGAGUUUGAUCCCCGAAGGACAUUAACCAGUCGUGGAAGCAUGGGCAGGGAGAAGAAUGACAAGCCCCUGCCAUCUGCAACAGCUCGUCCGAAUACGUUCAUGAGAGGUGGCAGCAGUAAAGAUCUGUUAGACAAUCAGUCUCAGGAAGAACAGCGGAGAGAGAUGCUGGAGACUGUAAAACAGCUGACAGGCGGUGUGGGCGUGGAGAGGAGCAGCACUGAGGCUGAGAGGGGCAAAGCUGGAGACCCAGUAAUGAAACCAGAAAUUUCGACAAUGUCAGCCCCUGACAAGUCUACAUUGUCGGAAGAGGAGAUGGAGAGAAAGUCCAGAUCUAUCAUUGAUGAAUUUCUACACAUCAAUGACUUUAAGGAAGCUAUGCAGUGUGUAGAAGAGCUGAAUGCCCAGGAUCUGCUCCAUGUUUUCGUGAAAGUAGGCGUGGAGUCCACCCUGGAAAGGAGCCAGAUCACCAGGGAUCACAUGGGCCAAUUACUCUAUCAGCUGGUACAGUCUGAAAAACUCAGCAAACUGGACUUUUUCAAAGGUUUUUCAGAAACCUUGGAAUUAGCAGAUGACAUGGCCAUUGAUAUUCCUCAUAUUUGGCUGUACCUUGCUGAACUGGUGACCCCCAUGUUAAAAGAAGGAGGAAUCUCCAUGAGAGAACUUAUCAUAGAAUUUAGCAAACCUUUACUUCCUGUUGGAAGAGCUGGGGUAUUGCUUUCUGAAAUAUUGCACCUCCUAUGCAAACAAAUGAGCCAUAAGAAAGUAGGAGCCUUAUGGAGAGAGGCUGAUCUUAGCUGGAAGGACUUUUUGCCAGACGGAGAAGAUGUACAUAAUUUUCUCUUGGAGCAGAAUUUGGACUUUAUAGAGACUGACAGUUCCUGUUCCUCUGAAGCACUUUCAAAGAAAGACCUUUCUGCUGAAGAAUUAUAUCAGCGGCUUGAGAAACUCAUCAUUGAGGACAAAGCAAAUGAUGAGCAGAUCUUUGACUGGGUAGAGGCUAAUCUAGAUGAAAGCCAGAUGAGUUCCCCCACCUUCCUUAGAGCUUUAAUGACAGCUGUUUGUAAAGCUGCUAUUAUUGCCGACUGUUCUACCUUUAAAGUGGAUACUGCUGUUAUCAAGCAGAGAGUGCCGAUCUUACUCAAGUACCUGGACUCAGAUACAGAGAAGGAACUACAAGCACUUUAUGCACUACAAGCAUCAAUAGUAAAACUUGAUCAACCUGCCAAUUUGCUACGGAUGUUUUUUGAUUGCCUGUAUGACGAGGAGGUCAUCUCAGAGGAUGCCUUCUACAAAUGGGAGAGCAGCAAGGACCCUGCAGAGCAAAAUGGGAAGGGCGUAGCCCUCAAAUCUGUCACGGCAUUUUUCACAUGGCUGCGGGAAGCAGAAGAGGAGUCUGAGGAUAACUAAAACUUCAAAUACACAAAACGAAAAAAAAAAACAAUUUAAGUAUUUUUUUAAAAAGUUUCACGUCUUCGCCAAUCACAGUGCAGCAAGGCCAAUUCUCGCAGGAACCCCACGUAUGCACGAGUGGGAGAGGGGAAAGAGAAAGGUGAUCAUGGAGGAAAAAGGUACUGGAAACACGUAACUUCAAACCCGAGGGCGGGAGCGAAAACCAAAAUACAUGUACUAUUUAUAGAAAAUAUUUUCUGUUUUAAUCUUUUCUUUUUAAUUGAAAGACUCAUACUUAAAAAAAAACAUUUAGCAAAAAAAAAAAACAAAAAACAAAAAAAAAAGAAAAAAAAGUUGAGAACUUUUAAUUUAUUUUAAGGACUGCAAAUGCCCGUGUAAUUUUUUAUUUGCAGUUUCUGUAAACAACUUGUAUAAUAGAGAAGCAGAGAAAUAAAUUGCCCUCCCCUUCAGAUGCACCUCACGUUUGUUUUAAGGCAUAGUAGUUAAUCCAGAUUUAAGAAGGUUUCGGGUGAACAAGGUAAGAAAGAUCUUUUUUGUUGUUUUUUUGUUUGUUUUUUUGUUCUGGCAUCAAAUCUUUCUUGCCUGCCUUUCAGCUUGCUUCAGAAAAUUAAAUCACAAUAGUAAAACAUACAUAACUUUGGAACAGAAGGAAAUGCUGUGGACCAGAAAACUCCAAGAAUUGUUUAAAAAAAAAAAAAGUGCUACCCCAGAAAAAGUACUCUUAAUACUUUUGAACUCUUUAGAACAACUUUAAGGCUUGUAAAUAAUAGAACAAAUAUUUAAAAAAAAAAAAA
This is a messenger RNA of Dipodomys ordii (Ord's kangaroo rat), 6009 nucleotides long. It is a transcript of the gene Eif4g3, whose product is annotated as eukaryotic translation initiation factor 4 gamma, 3. Gene Ontology annotation, molecular function: protein binding; translation initiation factor activity; mRNA binding. The transcript has 35 exons. Gene Ontology annotation, cellular component: eukaryotic translation initiation factor 4F complex. NCBI's taxonomy places the organism in Eukaryota, Metazoa, Chordata, Mammalia, Rodentia, Heteromyidae. Bases 149 to 5212 code for a protein of 1687 amino acids. The record is from RefSeq and is a predicted model, not a curated record.